AAGAAAUUCACGGACGAGAAUUUUUCAUUUCCUGAAUUUUUCUCUCAAUUUUGUUCACAAUUUCUCCAAACCCGAACGAGCCCGGUAGUCGACACUGGUAAAAUGCCAUCCUCGUGUGCGGAUCUGCAGGGAAUUGGACACAAACUGAGCGGAUUCUUUUCUGUCAAAGGAGCAAAGAAGAUGGAAAUGGUUUACUGCAACUUUAACGCCAAUCAAAAUGACAUACAGAAAUGGAUCGGAUACGUCGACGUCAAAUCGGCGCCCGUCCAUUUCUACGUCCAGAGAAAUUCUUCAUUUUUCAGAGAAAAAACUCCAAUUCCGUUCGAGUUGGCGGUGGUGAACGAGGGAAACGCCAUGAAUUUGACAUCGGGGAUAUUCACGGCACCGAAACCGGGAAUUUAUUUUUUCUCUUUCAAGGGACUGGCGUUUCUUAAAUCUUCAUCUUAUGCUGAACUUACUUCUUAUCUUUAUUUUAACGGGAAUCGAAUCGGGUCGAGUUAUGUUGAUCAUCAGAACAAAUCCGUUAAUCAAUGGAGUCCUGUGACCCUCCAGUCGACGCUAAACUUGAAAAAAGGCGAUCAAGUCUGGGUGACGAUUAAUCAUUAUGGUUCACCAUCGUAUUUGCAUGAAGAUGAUCACCGCUACACUCGCUACACCCAUUUCAUGGGUUGGAUGUCGGAGGAGGAAAUUGUGGCGGCCCUUUGAGGUUCAACUUCAUCGGCAAAACGAAACAUUUUUGUUUGAUAUGUCGACACGAAAUUUUGGGGAAGGAAAUUUCAAGGGGAAAGGGAAGAAAAAAUGAGAAGAAACAUUUGGGGAGGGGAAUUUUUUCAGUUGGGUGGAACGAAUUGAUUUAGAGGUAGACAUUUCUGUAUCAAAAAUUGACU
Molecule: messenger RNA, 887 nt
Organism: Daphnia pulex (common water flea)
Lineage: Eukaryota; Metazoa; Arthropoda; Branchiopoda; Diplostraca; Daphniidae
Product: complement C1q tumor necrosis factor-related protein 2-like
Exons: 3
Coding region: 103-705 (200 amino acids)
Molecular function (GO): protein binding
Source: RefSeq, a predicted model, not a curated record